Molecule: messenger RNA, 837 nt
Organism: Neurospora tetrasperma FGSC 2508
Lineage: Eukaryota; Fungi; Ascomycota; Sordariomycetes; Sordariales; Sordariaceae
Exons: 3
Coding region: 1-837 (278 amino acids)
Source: RefSeq, a predicted model, not a curated record
AUGGCGCUUGUCUCGUCUUGUCUCGUCUCGCUUGGGCUGAUCACUGAUCCGUCGAUGGUUUUUUUUGCCCGCUCGUUCAGCUGCUGCACGGGUAUAACGGGCUGGUCCAUUGUGCCGCUGAGGCGAUGGUCAAGCUCUCGCUUUUCUAAUAGAGGAGGAGGAAGCUAUUCCACGAAGAAGAAGAAGAAGGAGAGAGAACAAUGGAAAGAAAGAAGCCAUGGUGUCGGCACAGAUCGGAUGGAAACUGCCUGGAACUACUGGCAUGGAGUCUCUCUUGGAGAGGAACAGCCCGAGACGGCACGGCAGAGAGAUGGACAUGAGGACCUUUCUCAGGGUAGCAAUUCCCCAUCAACUAAAAAGAAGACAAGGUUUCGCCGGGACCUUACAAAGCACCCUGCCCAGUGCCCACAGCAGCAGCAGCAGUGUCUCUCCACACGUCCAGCCGUAGGUAGUGUACAUGGAGCCCGUAGGUACCUCUACACGGGCAGUAGUGCCGCGAUGCCCACUGGCCCACCCCGGCAUUGCCCACGGACCAAGUCGUCGUUCGAUGCGGAGACCGUUUUUGAAGCUUCAGAUGGGGCUACGGGGCAAUGUUACAGAACAUGGCUUUUCAACCAUGAUCACGGCCCCUCACUGGCCAACGGGGGGAUGGAAUGGGGGAGAACCACAGUAGGUCAGGUUGGUGUCUGUCUGCACAUGAGAGCCUACAGUAACACCAAAGAAUGCACUGAUCACAUCAGAUGCAAGAAGCAGUGUUACUGUCGUCUCCCGCCAAGUGUUGUAUGCGACGACCAUCAUCUGGACGAGCACAAGUACAAUCGAGAAACCGAACAAUGA